Penaeus monodon (black tiger shrimp) is the source of this 1906-nucleotide messenger RNA. RefSeq lists its product as uncharacterized. The transcript is spliced from 2 exons. Bases 41 to 472 code for a protein of 143 amino acids. NCBI's taxonomy places the organism in Eukaryota, Metazoa, Arthropoda, Malacostraca, Decapoda, Penaeidae. The record is from RefSeq and is a predicted model, not a curated record.
GCCGGGCCAGGCCAACGGAAAACUGGCCACCUACGGCACGAUGGGCGGCGAGGGCGGCGGCGGCGAUGUCCAGGCCUUCCAGCAGGAGGGCCAGGAGCCGCAAGGGGGGCUUCGUGCAACAGCAGCAGCAACAGCAGACAUACCUCCAACAACAGCAGCAGUUCGGCCAGCAGUCUCAGCAGAUAUAUGGACAGCAACAGGCGGCCGAGCCCAGCGACUACGCCACCCAGAACCCGCACAACCCGUUCUCGUCAGCCGCCCCGCCGCCCACCAACCCCUUCAGCGCCGGGUUCACGCAGGAGGCGGUGCAGCCGACGUCCCAGCAGUACAGUCAGGGCCAGUACUAAGAGCCUCCUUCCCGGUUCUGCCCUUGGCUCUGCCGGGGACGCGCCGCCGGUACUCAGGAGCCAAGGAGGUCAAGCGGCCAUCGGGUCUUCGCUGGCUCUGGCCGCUUGACCUCCGCCUGGUCUAGUACAAGGUCAACUCGCUGAGGAUAUCAAGGCCAACAGGACGUCGCCGGUCGCUGGGGCCGGAGGGAGGAAGUGCGGCAGUGAGAAAGGCCAUUCACAGAAAGGAAAUGGUUAGACCAGCGACAUUAUUGGGUCAUGAGGACAGUACAAGGUCAAUAUAAAUAGUAUUAGAUUUACCAGCCACAGUAUAUAAGUUUAACCCACUAUUAGAGUUAGGCCAUAGAGAACCAGUAUUUAACAUUUUAGUGUGUUCAAGAAAGCAUAACAGUGUAUUAUCAAGACGAAAUGAAGAGGCUUUUCUGUGGAUAAUGGAACAUACAUUUUCGGGUAGACAUUGUUAUUAUUUUCAUCUCAGGAUGUAAUGCUCUGAUGUUUAAAAGCUUCCAAGCAUGAAUAUAUCAAAGACGCAGCUAGUCAGUGGUUUUUGAAAAUGUGAGGAGAAUGUUCCUAUUUCUGGUACCGAGCGAAAUUCAUUUGUAUAUAUAUAUGUAUAUCAUUUGUCUACUUUCUCGCCCCGUGUGUAUAUUUUAGCAGUUGGCUGCCGAAUACGUAUCACACACUUCAUUCACGAGCGAUAUUUUCUUGUAUAUAUCAUUCGGUUCUUUUAAGCGAAGCACUCAAUAGGAAACCGAAAAACUAUGCAUGACGUGUGCAUAGUUUUAUGUAUUCUAUCCAUUUGAUUCCAUUUAAUCAAGAAUAUCCAAUGAUUAUUAGGUCCGUUUUAUGAUUUUAUUUACUUAUCUCCUUAUCGAUAUAUUUUGGUUUUCACAAUUGCACAAUGAAAGAGACAUCUAAGUUAUACAAUCAUCAUUACUUAUUGCACGAGAAAAGACCUAUACAAUCACCAUAGCUUAUUCUUCACACGAUAUAUUUCUUUCGCCAAAGACAUCAUGAGUCACGUGAUAAUAAUGACGAUGGUGAUAGAUAUAGAUAUAACAGUAAUAUUAUAAUAAUAACAAUAUCUGCUACUAUUUUUUCUUCUUCUCUGCAUAAUCAAAUCACAGAAAGAAAUAAUUUCAGUAUCUUUUCUUUCUCUCUUUUUCAUUAAACAAAGAGAUUUUCCGACCUUGCUACCCACGUGACCAUACAGCCUUCCAGUCUAUGCGCGUGUGAAGACUCGAUACUAAGUGCUUCAUGUAGUUUUUAAGUGGUCGUAUUUUUAAGAGGCAGCGUCGACGUUCCCGAGUGGUAUCCGCGUCGAGUGUAAGGUGUGGUCUGUGGGGUCGAGUACGUGUCGGUACGAAGACAAGUCGAGUGGGUAAAUCUGUGGGGAAAUAUUGUGUCUGAUGACGAUUGUGGGGUCGAAGUGGAAUCCAUCGGUAGAGUUUCUGCUUUUGAAGAGAAGUAGAUGUCUAAGGUAAUUCCUAAGGCUGAUUUUAUUGUUUAAAUCAUUGUAAUUUGUCUUGAGAAGAAUAAAGAUGUUGCGUAUUUACUGA